Messenger RNA from Symbiodinium necroappetens, 462 nucleotides. The record is from the annotation of a GenBank genome assembly. Lineage: Eukaryota; Dinophyceae; Suessiales; Symbiodiniaceae.
AUGCCAGAGGAUUAUUCAAUUCCGCCCCAGGCUCGCUGUUUGAAGCAAGCAGCGAAGUCGCUGCUGACGGCUCCGCUGUCGUCUUCAGGACAGUGGCAAAGUGAUCACGGUGAUGCGGAGUCCGUGCUGAAGCUAUGCUCCCGGGGCGAGGCACAAAGCUUGCUGAUCGUCCCACAAGCAUCGUUGGUUUGUAAGCUGGAGCUGGGAGAUAGGAAUCUCAAGUAUCAUCAGCAGUGCCCACGGGACACCGCGGCCACAUUGCCAAGAACUGAGCCGAGCGCCAGAGUGCCCGAGUCUCGCGUGGGAGGAACUUGGAAUAGUGUCCUUCGUCCGUCCCUGCUUUGCCCGCAGCCAGAUCAUCCAAUCAGCUUUUGCGGCAAACUAUUUUGUUGCCAGAAUAGGUUGCAUCGAAAACACAAAGAUUUGGCAGCCCAGACGGGAAACGAGUCAAUGUGCUUCUAA